GAGGAGACAUGGCAGUGCCGAAUGUGGUGUUCUCCGACGUGGAAAGUUUCUUGGACUCGCAUCCCGAGUUAUUCGAGGAAUACCUGAACAGAAAGGGGAAUUAUAGCAUGGUGGAGAAAUGGCUCAAGACCCACCACCAGGCGGGCAAAGGUCCGGUGGCGGCAGCGGCGGCGGCUCCUGGCGCCGAGACCCGGGAGGACAAGUCCGGCUUGGGGGAGGACAGCAGCUGGGCGAGCAAGUGCGACGGGCUGAAGCGGAGAACCUCGCAGAAGGAGCUGCGCAAAACUUUCGCCAGGUCCAAGGCCAUGAACGUGAACCGGACCUACGACGAGCAUGUGAACUCCAGGGCCCAGGAGCCGCUGACCAGCAUGAGGAGGAGAGCUCUGCUGAGGAAGGCGAGCUCCUUGCCCCCGACCACCGCGCACAUCCUCAGCGCCCUGCUGGAGUCCAGGGUCAACAUCCCCCAGUACCCGUCCACAGCCGUGGACUUCAAGUAUUACCUCAAGGAACACAACGAGAGGGAGUUCUUCCUGGAGCUGGUGAAGGACAUCUCCAACGACCUGGAUCUAACGAGCCUGAGCUACAAGAUCCUGGUGUUUGUUUGCAUCAUGGUGGACGCGGACCGCUGCUCCUUGUUCCUGGUGGAGGGGACCGGCAACAAGAAGACACUGGUGUCCAAGUUCUUUGACGUGCACGCAGGAACCACAGUUUUGCCCUCGAUGAAAUCAGGCGAAGUGCAGGUGCCUUGGGGGAAAGGGAUCAUUGGAUACGUGGCCGAGCACGGAGAGACCGUGAACAUCCCUGACGCCUAUCAGGAUAGUCGGUUCAGUGAGGAAAUCGACAAGCUGACAGGCUAUAAAACCAGGUCGCUCCUCUGCAUGCCCAUUCACAACAGCGACGGAGAGAUCAUUGGAGUCGCUCAGGCCAUCAACAAGAACUCAAGUGGACAACUCUUCACUGAAGAUAAUGAAAAGGUGCUGCAGAUGUACCUGCCAUUUUGUGGUAUCGCAAUCUCCAAUGCCCAACUCUUCGCAGCCUCAAGGAAGGAGUAUGACAGGAGUCGGUCACUCCUGGAGGUCGUCAAUGAUCUGUUUGAGGAGCAGACCGACCUGGAGAAGAUUGUCAGGAAGAUCAUGCACCGUGCCCAGACAUUGCUUAAGUGCGAGCGCUGCUCUGUUCAAUUGCUGGAGGAUAUUGAGUCACCGGUGGUGAAGUUCACCAAGUCAUUUGAGCUGCUGUCUCCUAAGUGUAGUGCAGACACUGGAAACAGUUUUAAAGACAGUAUGGAGAAAUCCUCUUACUCAGACUGGCUCAUCAACAACAGCAUUGCGGAGCUGGUUGCCUCCACUGGACUCCCUGUGAACAUUAGCGACGCCUAUCAGGAUCCACGCUUUGAUGCUGAGGCAGACCAGUUCUCGGACUUUCACAUCCGCUCUGUGCUUUGUGUCCCGAUAUGGAACAGCAAUCACCAAAUCAUUGGUGUCGCUCAAGUUCUGAACAGGCUUGACCGGAAACCAUUUUAUGAUGCAGACCAGCGUCUCUUUGAGGCGUUUGUGAUCUUUUGUGGACUGGGCAUCAACAACACUAUCAUGUACGACCAGGUGAAGAAGUCUUGGGCCAAACAGUCCGUGGCUUUGGAUGUGCUGUCUUACCAUGCCACUUGCUCCAAGACUGAAGUUGACAAAUUCAAGGCUGCUAACAUCCCCCUGGUUUGCGAGCUGGGCAUCGACAAGCUGUCCUUUGACGAUUUCUCUCUGGACGUUGACGCCAUGAUAACAGCCGCGCUGAGGAUGUUCAUGGAGCUGGGAAUGCUGCAGAAAUUCAAGAUUGACUACGAGACGCUGUGCAGAUGGCUGCUGACUGUCAGAAAGAACUACAGAAUGGUCCUUUACCACAACUGGAGACACGCCUUCAACGUCUGCCAGUGCAUGUUUGCCAUGUUAACGACGGCGGGCUUCCAGGAGACUCUGACAGAGGUGGAGAUCUUAGCGCUUAUAGUCGGCUGUGUGUGCCACGACUUGGACCACAGGGGCACCAACAACGCUUUUCAGGCAAAGACUGGCUCAGCCCUUGCUCUGCUUUAUGGGACCUCUGCUACACUGGAGCACCACCACUUCAACCACGCUGUUAUGAUCCUGCAGAGUGAGGGUCACAACAUCUUCUCCAACCUGUCGUCCACGGAGUACGGAGACCUCAUGCAGCUGCUCAAACAGUCCAUCCUGGCCACAGACCUCACACUCUACUUUGAGAACAGAAACACGUUCUUUGAGCUGGUCAGCAAAGGAGAAUACAACUGGAAUGUAAAGGCUCAUAGAGACAUGUGCAGGUCCAUGAUGAUGACGGCGUGUGAUCUCGGUGCUGUCACUAAACCUUGGGAAAUAUCACGCAAGGUGGCAGAGUUGGUGACCAGCGAGUUCUUCGAGCAGGGGGACCGAGAGAGAUCGGAGCUGAAGCUCACACCCUCGGCCAUCUUUGAUCGGAACCGGAAGGACGAGUUGCCGGGGCUACAGCUGGAGUGGAUUGACGGAAUUUGCGCGCCGCUGUACGAGACUCUGGUCAAGUUGAAUCCCAAACUCCAGCCGAUGCUCGACAUGAUCACAGCGAACAGGGACAAAUGGGAGGAGCUGAACAAGAAGAGACAACGUAGCGUGUCUGGGUCGUCCAGCCAGGGCAGCGUGGACGGCACAGAAACCAGCGGCUGCACCGGGGUCAAACCCGGCAGCUCACCCUGCUGCAGCGGUGGCGACGCCGACGGCACAACCUCCAAACCUGUUAGUUAGCUUCUGUCGCCACCUGCGAGUUGAUGUCUUAAGCUUCUUUCCUCUUAAAUGCAGCCUGCAAACAGAGGCAGUGCAGUGCAUGCAGAGGUUGUUGGGCUCUGCUCCUCUUCGCUUUUGCUACUAGAGACGAGCUUUAGACUUGAGUGCGGCGCUAUCAUAGAGGUUUUUCUGCUCCCUUCAGUCUUCCCGUUGUGCUGAGGGCUGACAGAGCUGUGUUUGGCACGCUUGUCGGAGCAGCUACGAAAUCAGCUGAUGACACCAUGUCAGGGAGGAAACUCAAAGCACUGUGUCAACAUGUCAACCAGUGAGCUAACUCCAACUAUUCUGGCCAUUGCACCCAUUUUCUGCACAAAAAGGCAUGAAGAAUAUGGCAGAGGAACAUUCGCCUCUGCUGUGGUUGGUUUUCUCGCUCCCGGUAUCUCCUUGUUGCUCACAUUUUGUCCGGGGUGACAGAGAUCUGUUUUUGUAAAUUUGUACAUAGGCCAGUUGAGUUAAGUGCUGUUUGAAAAGGCUCUGGAUUGUAUGGCUGCCGAGUCUCUGAAGGAUAAAGCGGUGCAGGAACAGCAGGACCUGUGACAAUGCUUGCAAUGCAAAUUGAGUGCUCCGCUCCCCCCCCUUCCUGUGCCUUGUUUUAAGAUCCUAAUGGAAAUGCAUGGCCUCCUCACCCUAGAUUCUUAGAUAGUAUGGAAAUCCAUGUUGAACCAUGACGUCGUGUUUCUUUUGCCAGAAUUUGUAAACCAAUGACUGCAGUUUUGUCUCGACCCCAUGUUAGCCACAACGCACUGACAUUAUAUAUACAUAUGGAAAUUCUAUUUUGCCCAGUUUUAUAAAUGCAGGGUCUCACUUGUCACACAAACACAUACACACACACACAAUGUGCCUUGAUGAAGAUAUUCUGGAAUCAUAGAUAAAUACAUUUCUACCCAUCUACUGAUUAAACACUGACAGCUCAAACAUAAAGUAACACACAGUAGUUCCUAAUGCAACAGAAAUACACCAAAGUUCUCAGGAAAACACUUACUCGCUUUCUGUUGGUCUCAAAUCUGCUAACAGCCACGUAGCUUAGCAUAAAGACUGGAAACAAAGGGAAACAGCUAGCCAAGCUCUGUCCAAAGGAAGUACAGCAAAAUCGGCUGCCUCUAAAACUCAUUAACACUUUAUCUUGUCUAGUUUUCAAACGACUAUUUGCUGCUGUACAAGAUGUUGCGUUUGCCAGCACCAACAUUUUUUUGUCUUGCCAAGAAACACUUCAAUACAUUAUCUGUCAAAAAACAGCAAAUUGUCCCUUUCAUACAUCUUGUUUGAUACUUUUUAAAUAAAGUAGAUUCAAUGUGUUAAUUAAUGAGCUAUAGAGGAGUUGGUAGACGGAUUAUGUUCCACAGGCUGCAAAAAAAGAUGGACGACGAAUCCCCUUUUCCUCCCACUAUUCCGACAUGAAGCCGAAGUAUCCCGAACGCUGCCAUCUUGCACAGAUCACGUCGUUUCAGUCCAGAGACAGGAUCGCGAGGUCCCAUUCAAAAAUGAACACUUGAACAAUCAGUGAGAUAGGAACUACCUUAAGGCCUGCAGUACCACCAGCAAUUGUGGGGGGGCAGUGCAGCCAAUAGUUCAAGAGAGACAGCCAUAGGACUCGGUGAAGACAUUUAAACAAAGAAUUCAUUGUCCAGGAACAUUAUCACAUCCGCCUCCACCGUUUAUUAUAAGAAACUCCACACUCUGCGCUGCCCUCUAGUGGAUGUGUGACUUAACAACCAUGCCAUAGUAAAAGACACCUGGAAGUAUGUGGGCAUUGAUGGUGACAUCGUUUGAAAUGGACAAACCUCUAUUUAUACACAUGGGCAGCAUAAACAAGCCAUAGCAUUGAGGAGGCAGGGUUUAUGAUCCAUACCACAUCCAGCCAGCAGGAGGCGAUCGAGACCCUUUGGCUUCACUUAAAGGAAGCGGUCAUGUCGUCCAUCUUUAUUUACAGUUUAUGGUUGUACAGGACCAGGCUAGUUUGCUCACUGUAGCAUUAUUUAACGGACAGAUAUGAGGCUUAUAUCCCCUCGUUUAACCUUUUCUCAGAAAGCGAAUAUGUGAAUUUCCUGAGACUUUUCCUUUUUUUGUGUCUUUUCUCAAAGCUCACUAAUUUAAUAGAGGACUGAAGACUUGUAGUACUGAAGAGCCCAGUCACCAACUGUUAUUUUCCUUUGAUGGUUAUAAUUCUAAGUAUUUUUUAAAUGGGGGCAUGUAUGCCUUAUGAAUUGUGUUGUACCUUUGUUAAUUGGAGUUGUGUUAAUUGGACUGUGUCAUCGUGUGGCAUGGAUCUGUGUGCUCCACUGUAUUUUAGUUGAAGAGCUAAAUUGAAGUCAACCAGAAGAAUUAUGAAUUGCAUGUUUUAUGCAGUAUUAAAUCCAACCACUUGCUAAUGUAGCAAACAUGUGAGCCGACAAAUACCUCGUACUUUGAACUUCACCAGUAAAACACACUAUCUCAUCGGGAGAAAUGCAUGACUUAAAUUCUAUUGCAUCAUGUUACGUGAAUUAUGGAUAUCGUUGUUCUAUUUUUCUAUUAGGUCUCCAGACGUGGCCGACUUCUACUCGUCUUUUUUGCAAUGUGACGUGCUUCUUGUAUUUCUUCUCCCCUCUCAGUUUGGACUCUGGAUUUAUUUACGGCAGGCUAAACUGAAGGAAUCUUUAAGGCAUGAAAAGGCAAAUGUGCAAUGUUUCUGUUCAGAGUUUAAAUAAAAAGAUGCUGCUA
Molecule: messenger RNA, 5519 nt
Organism: Limanda limanda (common dab)
Lineage: Eukaryota; Metazoa; Chordata; Actinopteri; Pleuronectiformes; Pleuronectidae
Gene: pde11a
Product: phosphodiesterase 11a
Exons: 20
Coding region: 9-2780 (923 amino acids)
Biological process (GO): signal transduction
Molecular function (GO): protein binding; 3',5'-cyclic-nucleotide phosphodiesterase activity
Source: RefSeq, a predicted model, not a curated record